AUGAAUGGGCUGCGCCCGCGGCUGCGCCUCUGUUACGUCGCCCACUGGCGCAGGCGUGGCCGCGGUAAGAGGCCUGCGGAGCGCCGGCCGUGUAAUCCUACCGUCGCGCGGCUGGCUCGGCCACGAGCGCCGGAGCUCCGCGCCGCGUCGCGCCUCCUCCCCCAAGUCCCUGCCCCGCCGGGGCUCGUCACUUCCGCCACCCCCAGGCCGGGACUGGGGCAGGGAACGCGGGGGAGGGGGGGCCAGGUCCUGGGGAAGCCCGCCCGCGCACGAGCAGGGACUACAUUUCCCGAGGGGCCUCGGCGGCGGCGGCGGCGGCGGCGGCGGCGGCGGCGGGCGCGGCAACGUCCCCCGGAAGUGGAGCCCUGGACUUCCACUCGUGCGUGA
Molecule: messenger RNA, 387 nt
Organism: Zalophus californianus (California sea lion)
Lineage: Eukaryota; Metazoa; Chordata; Mammalia; Carnivora; Otariidae
Product: cold-regulated protein 1-like
Exons: 1
Coding region: 1-387 (128 amino acids)
Source: RefSeq, a predicted model, not a curated record